GGAGAGGAGGGAGAGAAAGACAAGGAACGCGAGAAAGAAAAAGAGAAAGUAGAGGAAGAGGCCAAGCCGGAAGAUGCAUGUGCGGCAGAAACAGAAGUAAAGGAGGAAGGAGAAAAAGAGGAAGAGAAACAGGAGGAGAACACGGUGGAGGAGGAGGAGGAGGAGGAGGGGAAGAAGCAGAAAGCAUCUCGCCGCCCCAGGAUCAUGCACUGCAAAGUCAAGCUGCUGGAUGAUUCUCUCUUCGAGUGUGAGCUGGAAAAACAUGCCAAAGGCCAGGAUCUGUUUGCAAAAGUGUGCGACCACCUGAACCUAUUAGAGAAGGACUAUUACGGUCUGGCCAUAUGGGAGACGCCAAACAUAAAGACAUGGCUGGACUUCACCAAGGAGAUCAGGCGGCAAGUACAAGGCAGCAACUACGAUUUCACAUUCAAUGUGAAGUUCUACCCACCUGAUCCAGCCCAGCUAUCAGAAGACAUCACCAGGUACUACUUGUGUUUGCAGCUGCGGAAGGACAUCAAGAACGGCUGUCUGCCCUGCUCUUUCGUGACCCUGGCCCUGCUGGGCUCUUACGCCCUGCAGUCUGAGCUGGGCGAGUACGACCCCGAGGUGCACGGCACUGACUAUGCCAAGGAGCUCCAGCUCAUCCCAGGACAGACCAAAGAGCUGGAGGAGAAAGUCAUGGAGCUUCACCGCACAUACAGAUCUAUGAGUCCGGCUCAGGCUGAUAUGAUGUUCCUGGAGAAUGCUAAAAAACUGGCCAUGUAUGGUGUUGAUCUCCACCAGGCAAAGGAUCUGGAUGGAGUGGAUAUAAUGCUGGGCGUUUGCUCCAGUGGCCUGAUGGUGUAUAAGGACAAGCUGAGGAUCAAUCGAUUUCCCUGGCCGAAAGUUCUCAAAGUCUCCUACAAACGCAGCAGUUUCUUCAUCAAGAUACGACCAUCUGAUCUGGAACAUUACGAAAGCGCCAUUGGCUUUAAACUGCCCAACUACAAGGCCUCCAAGAAACUGUGGAAAGUGUGUGUGGAGCAUCACACAUUCUUCAGGUUGACGUCCACAGAAGCGGCCACCACUCCCAGGAAGUUCCUGGCUCUGGGAUCGAAGUUCCGCUACAGCGGCCGAACUCAGGCCCAGACCCGCCAGGCCAGCUCCGUGAUUGACCGACCCGCUCCGCAUUUCCAGCGCUCCGCCAGUAAGAGGGCAUCCCGCAGCUUAGAUGGAGCCAUGGUCUCGACCCCGGAUAAGAACGCCCGUCCCGUCAGCGCUCCUAUCAUAUCUCCCAUCUCUCCAGGCGACAUGGCUCCUUCCCCAGUAGCAUCUGCCACCCGCACUGACCGUAAAGAGACGUCCAUGCCCACGGGCCGUCCACGCUCCACUGAGAGGAAGAGUGAGGUGAAGGCAGAUGGCUCCAAAACACACAGCACCAAAGCAGAGGGCACACCUGAAAUCAAGAUGGUAGCCCGGCGAGAACGGCGGCACCGUGAUGCCCCGGUGGUGAUGGCCACCAAUGGGGAGAGAAAGAGCCAGUCGCCACGGGCGGACACAAAGAUGGUGCGCAUGAGGAAGAAAAGAGCUAAGAAAUUUGAGGGUGAAACUAUUUAUAUCAGACAUAGCAAUUUAAUGUUGGAGGACGUGGAUAAGACACAGACACAAAUCAUGCGUCAUCACACCAGUAUCAGCGAGCUCAAGCGAAGCUUCAUGGAGUCGGUGCCCGAGCCCAGGCCCAGCGAGUGGGACAAGCGUCUGUCCACUCACUCGCCCUUCCGCACCGCCAGCUUCAACGGCCAGCUGCAGCCCGACUCUCCUGUGGUGAAGACGAAAACGAUCACCAUUUCUGAUGUCACCAACUCCCUUCGCAGCGAAAUCGCCAGCAAGGACAUCCCGAUUGUGCAUACAGAGACCAAGACCAUCACAUAUGAGUCCGCACAGCCCAACGCGGUGUCAGAGAAGGAGUCUGGGAUGCUGUUGAGUGCUCAGACCAUCACUUCAGAGACUGUCAGCACCACCACCACAACCCAGAUCACCAAGACGGUGAAAGGCGGGAUCUCAGAGACCCGUAUCGAGAAGAGAAUCGUGAUCACUGGAGACACUGAGAUUGACCAUGAUAAGGCUCUUGCUCAGGCUAUAAAGGAGGCGAAGGAGCAGCACCCUGACAUGUCUGUGACGAAAGUGGUGGUGCAUCAGGAAACAGAGAUCACCCCUGAGUAACUCCUGCAUGAGACACAGGGUGAAAAAACGGGACCAGUCGGGUUUAUGAAUGUUAAAAAACAACGCAAGAUCCCUCACAUCCAACCUCCUACCAUCAACCCACCGAGUUCCCCUCACGGACAAACUCUUCCUGUAACAGCGCAUGUCCCACCCAGCUAUUGCCAUCUGAGACACCACUUUCCAGACCCUAAACAUCUGUCAGAUUUCAAGCGUCGUACAGCAAACUGAGCAUCCAACAUCUACUCCAGAAGCAGAAUUCAAAGACCAGUUCUCAUCCACUUCUCAACACCUCGGACAGACUUUUUCCAAAAAUCCUGCCUGACCUCCACCACAUCAAAGACAUUCCAUGACGGACUGAACCAUGUUUUCUAAAACAGUGGCUAAAGAGCAACUUUUUAUCUCAAAUUCAUACGGUAUUUUUGGGGUGGAUUCCAAAGGGAUGGUUCACAUAAUAACAACUGGGCGGUGGGAAUUUUCUAAAGUGUCAAUUUGUUGUCGUUUAA
Molecule: messenger RNA, 2705 nt
Organism: Sinocyclocheilus rhinocerous
Lineage: Eukaryota; Metazoa; Chordata; Actinopteri; Cypriniformes; Cyprinidae
Product: protein 4.1-like
Exons: 19
Coding region: 205-2202 (665 amino acids)
Biological process (GO): cortical actin cytoskeleton organization; actomyosin structure organization
Cellular component (GO): plasma membrane; cytoskeleton
Molecular function (GO): actin binding; structural molecule activity
Source: RefSeq, a predicted model, not a curated record